Oxyura jamaicensis (ruddy duck) is the source of this 968-nucleotide messenger RNA. It is a transcript of the gene OTOS, whose product is annotated as otospiralin. Gene Ontology annotation, biological process: sensory perception of sound. The coding region runs from base 528 to 791 and encodes 87 amino acids. The transcript has 5 exons. The record is from RefSeq and is a predicted model, not a curated record. Lineage: Eukaryota; Metazoa; Chordata; Aves; Anseriformes; Anatidae.
ACUUUGGAAGUGUUCAGAAAUCUCAGCAUGAUGGAGCCCAAAGCACCUGUCUGGCACCGGGAGAGUGCUUUACUGGAAAUCAACAUGAUAUGAAAAUGCAUUUCAGUGCACCUUAUCGACCCUGUUUGAAGGUUGCCGUACUCUCGUCAUCACCGUGGCAGAUGCCACCAGGGACCUGCUCUUUUGUUUUAUGCAAGCUAAUUGAUUCCAGUUGGCACCUGAUGCACAUGUACAUUUUAAGGAUCCCAAAUAAGAGCACAAAUCACUAUCAAGCAUUUGAAGUUUUUGCCUCUCAGCUGGAGAGGGAACUCAAUAUCCCCUCAGCAAUUUGCUCAAAUAAUGUUUCUAAAAAUCUACUUUUCUGAAGAGGGGGAAAGAAAGGAAACGAGUGCUGGUAUUUUACAGCAAUAGAAAUCCUUUUGGAAUUUUGUGGCUGACUUGGAGCUGCAGACCUUUACUAUUGCAAGUAGAAGAAAAAAGAAGAGAAAGAGAGAUUAAUUUUUCAGAAACAGUAGCUGGCAGGAAAAAUGAAAUUUAUUGGCUUCCUUUUCUUCUGUAUGCUGAUGAAUAUGCUAACAGAUGCCCGGUCAAUUCAGGAAGGAGAUGAUCUUUAUCGGGAAUCUGUAGCCAUGCCGUACUGGCCCUUCUCCUCCAGCGACUUCUGGUCCUACGUGGAGUAUUUCCGGGCGCUGGGAGCCUACGACAGGAUCGACGAAAUGGCCAGAGCCCUGUUCGCCCAGCUGCCCCUGGGCAGCCGCCUGGGCUACCAGCUGCCCGGCCGCGAGCGCUGAGCCACGGCUUCCUCCUCGCGCCUCGGCCGGCGCCGACACGUGCUGGUGGGCGCCUGGUGGGAGGCCUGCCCCGCCAGCACCCCCGCUCCUGAGAGCAGGUGUGUGCAGCGGGCACAAAGAGCGCUUCCUUGCCAUUAACGCUUUGGGGAAAGUCAAUAAACGCCUCGGCUGUGUCAG